AUGAGGUCCUCAAGCGUCAUCUCUGUUUUCAUCGGACUCGCGGCGGCGAAGCCUGUGCCAGUCAGCCACCCGAUCGUCGAAGCCGUGGCACCGCACGUCGCGGCCAACGGCCCCUUCACCUUCACCUCGACGUACAACCUCAUCGCGACACCGGAUCGGGUCAUCAACGCCGACAACGAGGUCGCCCCAGGCGAGGCGGGCUCGAUGGGUUACUACAACUACGGCAUCAACAGCGAGCUGGACAUCAUCUGCUACAACAUCACCCUCACAGGCGUGACGGGCCCCUACGACUCCCCCGCCGUGACAGCAACGCACAUUCACGAGGCAGCCGAGGGCGCGAGCGGCCCCCCGCGCAUUGCCUUCCCGAACCCGGAACCCGCCGACUCGGGCCCCGAGGUCGUCAAGCGCUCCUCGGGCUGCAUCCAGGGCCCCUUUACGACGGGCAUCGAGAACGAGGGCGUCGACACGGGCACGGGCUUCACCCUCGCCCAGAUCGAGGCCAACCCGGAAGCCUUCUUCACCGAUUCCCACACAGUCGUCUCCGUGCCCGGCGUUGUGCGCGCCCAGCUGCAGGCGAACGCCCAGCCUGCCGCCGGUGCCGGUGCCGCCGCGGGCGGUUGCUCGCGUCAAGUCGUUUCCGCGGGCCCGCCAUUCGUGUUUGUGUGUGUGGAGUAG
This is a messenger RNA of Verticillium alfalfae VaMs.102, 675 nucleotides long. RefSeq lists its product as hypothetical. Lineage: Eukaryota; Fungi; Ascomycota; Sordariomycetes; Glomerellales; Plectosphaerellaceae. The transcript has 2 exons. The coding region runs from base 1 to 675 and encodes 224 amino acids. The record is from RefSeq and is a predicted model, not a curated record.